This is a messenger RNA of Thrips palmi, 6872 nucleotides long. It is a transcript of the gene EndoA, whose product is annotated as endophilin-A. Gene Ontology annotation, molecular function: protein binding. Gene Ontology annotation, cellular component: cytoplasm. The transcript is spliced from 13 exons. Bases 361 to 1695 code for a protein of 444 amino acids. Lineage: Eukaryota; Metazoa; Arthropoda; Insecta; Thysanoptera; Thripidae. The record is from RefSeq and is a predicted model, not a curated record.
CAUUUGCCGGGCGGAGAUUGCCAUUGCCUUGAUUUUUUCUAGCCAUUUCUCUUGAAAAGAGAUAUUUAGGUUUCGAAGCCUAGCUCGUACCUGCGUAACUAUUCGUGCCUUUUUGGUGCAUUCCAGUGCGUAGACUCGAUGCUUUAAAGUGAUGUUCCGAGAAGAAAGUGUGGUUUCCGGAUGCUCAUGUCUGCCUUUGUUCUCACAGAUCAGCAAGCAACACUUUUGAAGAUUUUGAGUCUUGUCGCGAGUUGUGGACAGACGAAGUACUCAAGAAAACACUUGCCAACCGUCGCAGGCCUUUAAAGGAGUUAUCUCUCCUACUGUUUUCAAGGGGAGGCGAAACAAAAAUCAGCCACCAUGGCGUUCGCAGGGCUAAAGAAGCAGAUCAACAAAGCCAACCAGUACAUGACGGAAAAAAUGGGUGGUGCAGAAGGUACAAAACUAGAUGUUGACUUUGUGGAUAUGGAGAGGAAAACCGAUGUUACCGUUGAGUUGGUAGAAGAGCUCCAAUUAAAAACACGAGAAUAUCUGCAACCAAAUCCAACUGCUCGAGCCAAAAUGGCAGCCGUCAAAGGAAUCUCCAAGUUGUCUGGCCAGGCGAAGGCAUCAACUUACCCACAGCCAGAAGGUGUUCUUGGAGAUUGUAUGGUCACUUACGGCAAAAGGCUGGGAGAAGACAGUAUUUUUGCGCAAGCCCUCAUUGAGAUGGGAGAGUCUCUACGUCAAAUGGCCGAUAACAAAUACUCCCUGGAUGACAAUAUAAAACAGAACUUCCUGGAGCCAUUACAUCACCUCCAAACAAAGGAUCUCAAAGAGGUCAUGCACCACCGCAAGAAACUUCAGGGGAGACGUCUUGAUUUUGACUGCAAAAGACGACGACAAGCUAAAGGUAGUUCAUCUCACAAUCCUGGAUCAGUCAAUCGAUCUCCUUAUGGAAGCCCAAUCCGACUGGGCUCUGGUGUAACUGCUGCUGGAUCUCAUAUUUCAGAUGACGAGAUUCGCCAAGCUGAAGAGAAGUUUGCUGAGUCACUUCAUCUUGCUCAGAUGGGGAUGUUUAACCUUCUUGAGAAUGAUGUGGAACAAAUUUCUCAGUUGGCAACAUUUUCAGAAGGACUCCUUGAAUACCACCAGCAAUGUACUGAGAUCUUGAAAGUUCUUGUUGAAACUAUGCAUGAAAAGAAAGAAGAAGCAGCUAACAGACCUAAAUCAGAAUUCACUCCAAAAACAUUGGCAGACCUUAACAUUGAUCAUGUUGGAGUACUGGACGGCAUGAAUGGUUUGAAUUCUAAUUCCAACAAUUACUUACCUGCUCAGCAUACGGGUGGCUCCAACUCAUAUUCUUUCAACAAUCAAAAUCAAAAUACCUAUCCCUCAGUGUAUCCCAAUACCCAACCCCUCCAAACGCACAAACCUAUUGACCCCUGGUCAGCUGCUCCGCCCUCCAGACCCAAAGCAUCACCACUGCCAUCUCCCAUGAAAGGUUCUCCUGCCCGAACACCUGUCAGCAAAGGACCUUGUUGCAGCGCUCUAUAUGAUUUUGAUCCAGAAAACCCUGGUGAACUUGGAUUCAAGGAGGGAGAUACUAUUCAAUUGGUCAAAAAGAUUGAUGAGAAUUGGUAUGAAGGAAGUGUUAAUGGACGAACUGGAUUUUUCCCUCAGAGCUAUGUCCAAGUAGUCGUCCCACUACCCUAGACAUUUUAAUUGUGUCAAGCAUUCCAUUCUCCCCCUAUAUGCAAUGUGCGCAUGCGCCACGAUCAUCUGCCGUCAAGUUUAGCAACCUGGGCAUAUCCAGGACUAUGCUUCACACCACUCAACUUAAUUUAUUUCCCCCGAGUAUAUUUUGCCAGAUUAUGUAUUGAUAAUUUUAUUUCACUUCCUGCGAGGAUGUCUUGAAUUUUAAUUGUUGUCUAGCAUCAUUUUACUGUGUUUUUUUUUUUUAUUUCAUGCAACUGUGUCUAUUUGAGUUGUAUAUAGCUAAAAUCAAACAAUGAAUGAACUAAUCAUACCCAUAAUGCACAGUUAAGUUGUAUCUGUGCAUACUACUAUAUAAUUAUAUAUAUAUAUAUAUCUAUAAUAUAUACAUUUGAUGUAUAUAAGGUGUUGUGAGCGCUUACUUGUCUGUGUACACAUGCACAUUCAUGAAUAUCCAUAAAUGUUAAGUCAGUAUUUAUUGUGAAUGGGAAUAAACGUUAAAAAUGUAGAGGAAAUAAAUUUGUUUUAAAUAAGUAUAUAGUCUCAGUUUGCACAUUUGGUCACUGAGUUUUGUUGGCAAGGUGUCUUAUCAACCAUAAACACCUUUUUAAAUCUUUAAUUUUAUUUUUUGUUCAACUUAAUGAGAUUUGCCUUGCAAAUUGUUUCAUGUGAUUUUGAAAUACAAUGUAUGUAUAAAUUGGCCAUUGUGUAUAUCAAGUUUGUGGUGUGAAAAUAUAGUUUUAAAUUAUAUUUUAAAAAAUGUUCACUUUGAGACCUCUUGAACAAUGUUCCUCCUCAGGAAUUGUAAGGGGUUUGUUGUUGGUUGGAUCCUUCAAAUGGAGGAUUGGAACCAAAGUACGUAGUUUCAUUGGUUGUUUCAUUUAUUUUUACUGUCUUUCUUCCUAUAUUAAUAUUACGUAGACCUUUGGGCUGAAAAUUGAACUACCCUAUUUGGAAACUGUAACCCAAAGUCUUGGGCCCUUUCCUGUUCCUUUCAGGAUGUAAAGAUUAUUUGUCAGAGCAAUGCUGUGUAAAGUGCAAGCAUGUAAGGUCUGAUCCAAACACAUACUAAAUCUUGAGAUUGUUGCUGUUUGGAUGGUAAGAAUGUCAUGUACCAAAGGUCUUCUGAAGGCAUUAUGCAAAUGUAAAUUGCUUCAGUACAGGAACGUGGAAUCAGAUGUUUACAAACACUAAAUGUUUUAAGUAUUAAUGGUGACAUCACUUGUUGAUUGUGAUUACCAUAACAUUGUGAGAUGUAUUGGCUUGUAAAUAAGUCAUAAACUCGUGAGAAAUCGCCUCUGUGUAUUACUUUUCCUAAUGACUGAUAUUUGUUGGCCACUGAAAGCUCUGUAGUAUAUUUUUGCAUGAAGACGAGCUGCAAUGCAUUCUGCUGUCUAAAAGUUAGCUUGUGUUCAAAAGACCUUGUCACUUUUGCCAUUUAAGAGGAGGCAUGUCUCUGAUGAUGCAGUCAUGGAAGUACUUAAGACAGAAGUAUUCUUUGAACUAAGUUUUCGAUUUCGAAGAAUAAAUUGACUUGUCAAAUUGAAUCACACUGCCAUUCCAAAUAAUGAAGCUGGGUUGAUAUUGAGAUUCUUCUUUCCCUCAAGUGGCUUUCCUUAAGCUCCCAAACCUGCCAGCAGAAUUAGCUUUUGUAAAAAUAUUAUUCUAUGUAAGGAAGACUUAGCUGUUAUACCAAGGUUUCAUUUUUGUUAUGUUUUUGUUCAGCUUUCAUAAUUAUCAUGUUUAUUAGAUAAAUUUGUGCUCGAUGUUAAAAAUCAGUGUCACGUCACAGAAAAGUGGAAAUAUUUUUAUCAAGCCUGUCAACCCAACUUUAUUUUAACUUCAUUAAGUAGGAUUGCAGUGCGAUAGUGGAAAUUUUUGAGUUCAAAGAAAAAUGAUAAAUCUUAUCCUGCACAUAUUGAUGUUGUCAGUUCAAGAUGGCUCUGCUAACCAGGUACGAAAAGACAAUAAUGAUAUUGAUAUACUGAGCAGUUAGUCCUAUUGCAGUGUGUUGCAGUGAAUCUUUUGUCUUUUUCUGUUGGCUUUUUUCCCCCUUUUCUGAUCCAUUUGAAAUUUUGUUAUCUCUACACAUAUUGGCCUAAAAGCUUGCAGGAUCAAGAAGGUAUUCUAGUAAGGUACGAUGUUGCUGCAGUUCAGUGCCAACCACAAACAUUGUAAGAUAGACCAGAAAUGGAAGUACGAUGUUUUAACUAUUACAUCCCAAAAGUAUGUCUAGCAUCACAUUACAUACUGUCUUGCUUCAUGUUGCAAAACAAAAUAUGUUGGUUUCCAAUGUGACUAAAAUGGUACAAAGUUUUCUUUGAUUCUAUCUGGUGUAGAAUUUUCUCAGUCUCAAACACACUUGUUUAAAGGUCAAUCCAUCUUCAAUCAUUUGAUUCAUGUUCAAAAGUUAUCAUCAUCAAUUGAGACAGCAUCUGAAAGUGUUGUUCAGAAAAUGUCUAGCAAUUAUGGCAAGAGUGUUUGGCUUCAUCGGUUUGUAUCAUUCCUUUUACUGAUUAUUUAAAAGUAGAAGUGAUAGGACCUUCAAACACUCUGUUGUACUUAACUCUGUGAUUUUUUAAAAAUGAAAUUGAAUGUGGAUUGAUUGUGCUCUCCUUUAUCUUCACAGUUAUAGUCAGAAUGUUGUUACACACCGGUACUGAUUUUCUAUUUGUAUAUUUGUAAUGAGUUUUAUCUCUCAAUGGCCACUAAGCAGGCUUGUGCUUUUGCAACCAUUUUUUUGCAGUAUUGCUACUUAUUCAAUUUUUUGCUCUUAUAAAUUCCAUUGCAGUGUGCUUGUGUUCUGUAUGUUGAAAAUGAGCUUAUGAUGUCUUCAUAGGUCAAAGUAUUAGGCUCAAAUGGAGCGAAGACAGUACAACUGAUAUAGAAUUUUAAUAUUCCUCUAUAUUAUAGGUAAUCUAGUUGCAAAAUGUUGCAAAAGUGUGUGUGUUUCUGUACGUAAGUGUGGAUGUUAAGAAGAGAGUAAAUUGAGGGGAGAACUCUGAAAACAUACAAGCUGCUGUUAUAAAGGUGAUAAAUAUACUACAUACAUAUGUUCUGCAGUUUGGCAAUGUGGCAUGCUUUCUGUCUUAUUUUUGUAUGCAAUAACUUGAAAUGUGGUUCUUGCCACUCUCCUAUGCCAUCACAUUAUCAUACAUUAAUUUAAAGUUGUAUAGCAUUUGAAUUUUAAAGAAGUUAAAAUGAAACUAUUUUCUUCUGUUAUUUUUUGAAUGUUAGAUGCAGAUAUGAAACCAUAUGUUUUGAGGUGAUGAGGAUGUAUUGAAUUGAUAGCUCUCAGCUGAUGUGUUCAUGAGUGGGUUUAAGUAUUAUGAACUCAGUGAUUUACUUACAUUCUAUGAGAAUGAUAGCUUUAUACAUUUUAAUGUGUCCCAUGUAGGCAGAGCCUCAGGACUGGGUUGAUGUCUAGGUCGACUCUCUAAGCGACCAACUUAAUACUCUUACCAGAUUCUACUUUCAUGCUAUCUGGGAUGUUAGACAAUACAGAAUUUGUUAUUACUGAUCAUAUUAAGUGUAUGAAGUAUGUAUUCCGAUGCCUUAAAUCAGUUAUUGUUAAAUUGUACAUAGAUUUUGAAUUACUGUUGUAGAAUUGUGCUCUUGAUCCUUUAUCUAUGUUACUCGUUGGCUUUCCCAAUGAUAUUAUAAUGUCAAUUUGGAUUUACUUCUAUGAUUGUGAGUAUGGGAAACCAACUCAUUGAGCUAUGAAAUGAUAGCGUGAAACCAUACAUUCUUUCUCAAAGUGAAGAAGGCCAUUUUUAAAGUCAUAUGAAAUAACCUGACAAAUGAGCACACUUUAAAAAUGUGCCGUUAGAUAUUAAGAGUGCCAUCUAUGCUUUGUCAGUUUUCAUCAAAUGCCUAUAUUAGGCUUCUGGGAUCUUUGAAAGAAUGGACUGCAAACAUGUCUCUACUUUCAUUGCUGCAUCAUGUGUGUUAAUUCUUCUUAUUCUUCUAAAUGCAUUUUCUUGCUAUAAAUCCAAGAUUUGCUUGCUGAACUUCUUAUUCAUGAACUAUCAAAUUAUGUCGUGUUAAAUAAGCUAAAUUUUACUAUCAUCAUAAGCUGAGCCCAAAAAUUUACUCAAGGUUUUCACUAAACAAUCAUUUAAUGGUGAAAAUUUUGAACUACACAUUGCGGGCUUUACAUCUAUCUCUUCAACAUUCCAACAGGUUUCAAAAUGUAUGGUGGCUACUAUGAAUACUAAUGAUUUAAAUAAGCAGAUAAUGUUGCUUGAUUUUUAUGAGAUAGUCAUUUACCAUUACAAUUUUUAGAAGCAACUGGUACCUGUAUUGAGCACAUUCUGUAAUUAAACACUGAGAAAAAAUUUUUACUGGAAGGAUUUUUAAACUAGAUGAGCAUACCCUAUACAUGUUUCCUUUUUUUUUUUUUUUUUUUUUGCUAUUUGCCUCUGAAAUUAUGAAUUUUGAGAGGGCAGUUGUGUUGUUACUAAAUCUCACUUGUCUGUGAAAAAAUUACUGUCCUUUAUUUUGGUUAUGGCUGCUGCUCGUCACUGUGUGCUCUUCAUGUUUAAGAAUUCUUAUGGUUUCAUUUGUUUUCGUAGACUGAAGCAUGGAAAAUUAAUGUACUCAAUCUUUCCUCAAUUUCCUCAAACCUCUCUUCUAAAUUUCUUAAACUACUGUUGAGAACAACCUCAAGGCCUCAACACUUUUGGCCUCUACCUUAUUGUGUUGAGGAAUUUCACUAUAUGGGCACUUUGUUGAAUAUUCUAUAAAAUGCAAAGCCCCCAAUCUUUAUUCCAUAAUAAGAAAGUGCAAAGUGCAUUAAGUUAACUCUUCUUUAUUCAUUUCUAAAUUUAUUUUGGACAGCUGUGAAUAUCUGCCCUAUGUGAAUCCUCUGAAUUUGACUAAGGUGUGAAUCAUUUGACUAUGUAAAUGUCAUUUAGACUGCUGAAGUGGAUUGAAGUUCAAUUAAAUUAAAUGAAUUGUGUUCUGGUGACACACUAUGGUCAUCGUGGUAAAUGUAUAUUUGAUGAUAAUAAUAAAUGUAGUUUAUGUAGCAUUUAAGUUGUCCUAUAAUGUGUAGUGCCAUUCAUGAGGUGCGGCAGCACUAUCAGUCAAAAUAAAUUAUACCAUGUCUUGGAUUGUUUUAAUGUUAUAUGUCCACUAAAAAUCAACUUGAUCGCAAUAAAUCAUUUUGCUGUGCA